AACAUGAGCUCUUAAUCUGGGGAUCACAAAUAGAUUUCAGAUCCUAGGCUGCCAUUGUACUGGACACUAAAUGAAUAGAAUAAAGUAUGCUAACAUGGAUCCCAUGCUAUAUGCAGAAUCUAUGAAAAAAGCUGGGAAUCAGGAUUUUAAAAAUGGGAACUAUUCCUUGGCCAUCAGGAAGUACGAUGAAGCCAUCUGUGUGUCCUUCCAGUUAUGCCAAAUGGGGCUCUGUUCUCGGAGGGAGAUGGCCACACUACUUUGCAGCAAAUCAACUGCCUUCUGUUGUCUGGGUAAAUGGCAAGAUGCAUAUCACUUAGCCCAGGAAAGCCUCAGCUGGGAUCCAUCAUUUAUUAAGGCCUACUACAGAGCCGGCUUUUCAAAGUUUAAGUUGUCAGCACCCGAUUAUGCAGUUGGUCUCUUUAUUCAGGGUUUGAUUCGUCUCCGUGGUUCUCAGGAUCAGUCUCAAAAGGUUGAUUUUAUAGUCGGAAUCUUCAUGUGUAUUAAUGGUGAAAAAGUUAGUAUACACAAGUUUUCUUCCAUCUUUAAGAAUCUUUUGCAAGAAGAACUUGAUAAAUCAACUUGGCAGCUGGUAAUAGAAGAACUGGCCAGAAAAAGAAUGUGGCAGUCUUUCCUGUUGUUGGUAUGUGAGAAGGACAGAUUGCCGAGAAAUCUCAGAGUAACUCAGUUAUCACUAAAGGAUCUUUUUGAGAAAUAUGUUCUCUUUGGACAAUAUGACAGAAUAGACAGGUUACCACAACUGGUGGAAUGGCUUAUCUCUAUUGGAGCAAACAUUGGGAGCGUUGGAGCUUAUCCACUUCACGCUAUCGUUAAACUCUGCAUCAAAGCAAAAGGGAGCGAUCUUUUCAGAUGGCUGCUAGACCAGAAACCAGACUUGAAGGGUAGUAUCAACCAGCAAGACUGCGAUGGCUGCACAGUCCUACAUGUUGUGGCAUCUCAUUCCAAUGGAUAUUCCAUGAAACGUCAAACAGAUGAUGUGCAGAUGCUCCUAAAUUAUGGAGUGGAUCCCACGAUUGCAGAUAGACUGUCAAGAUGUGCUGUCGAUAUGCUGAAGAAAAAUAAAAACUUCAAGGCUGUAGAUAUAAUCAACAGUCACAUAGCAAGACAUCCUGCUUUCUCUGCGGAAUCACCAGGGCAGAGUGAAAGCAAAACCUCGUCUGAUAAAACGGAUUUUCUUCAGGUUGCUUUUGAACAAUUUCUGAAGUUCUGCAGUCCUGAAAACCAAGAACAGCAUAAAAAUUUAUUGCAGGAAAAAGCUGUUCAGAACUUUCUGAAGAAACUGUCUACUGUAAAAGAAAUUCCUGAAGACAUGGUUUGUGACAUCUACCAUGCUUGUGCUACCAGCUUCAUAAAGCUCUUGUUAGAAAAGCAAAUGUGGCAUGAAGUUUUGCUGUUGCUAACAGGGAAAGCCAGUGGAAAAAUGUCCCCAGGAGGUGGACUCAUCAAAAAUUGUGAUCUUUCUGACAUCAACACUGGCAGCAUUAUCAAACAGCUUGACAGAGCGGAUGAGCGACGAGUACAUCUCAUAAGAUGCCUGAUAGAAAGAGGAGCUUCACCUGAGGGGCCUGGAACCAUCCAGGAAAAACCACUGACAAUGUGCUUGAAAAAUGCUGAUUUUGAAUUGGCUUAUUUGCUUCUGAGCAGUGGCGCAGAUUCUCGGAGUGUUUCCAUUAAAGAAGGUGAUACUCCUUUGCAUGCUGCAGUCUCAAUCUGUUUAGACAAAAGAG
This is a messenger RNA of Alligator sinensis (Chinese alligator), 1745 nucleotides long. Its product is annotated as TPR and ankyrin repeat-containing protein 1-like. The transcript is spliced from 13 exons. The record is from RefSeq and is a predicted model, not a curated record. Gene Ontology annotation, biological process: post-translational protein targeting to endoplasmic reticulum membrane. Gene Ontology annotation, cellular component: TRC complex; membrane. The annotation marks the transcript as partial. Gene Ontology annotation, molecular function: protein binding; molecular adaptor activity. NCBI's taxonomy places the organism in Eukaryota, Metazoa, Chordata, Crocodylia, Alligatoridae.